Molecule: messenger RNA, 2658 nt
Organism: Perca flavescens (yellow perch)
Lineage: Eukaryota; Metazoa; Chordata; Actinopteri; Perciformes; Percidae
Gene: slc52a2
Product: solute carrier family 52 member 2
Exons: 4
Coding region: 88-1410 (440 amino acids)
Biological process (GO): riboflavin transport
Cellular component (GO): plasma membrane
Molecular function (GO): riboflavin transmembrane transporter activity
Source: RefSeq, a predicted model, not a curated record
GCAAGAACACAUUCGUCGUUUUACCCAGACGAAGUCAAAAGGAGUUACCAGCUUUUAGUUUGUUCUGUGGUCGGAGUAAGCGGUACCAUGUCUGGUAGAUGGUUGAGCAGUGCGGCGGUAACCCACGUGAUGGUGGCUCUGUUCGCCAUGGGGUCCUGGAUUUCCGUAAACAGUCUGUGGCUCGAGCUCCCGGUAGUCGUCAAUGUGCUGCCCGAAGGGUGGAACCUGCCUGCUUAUAUCUCAGUGCUGAUAGCGUUUGGGAACAUUGGUCCAAUAGCAGUGACCAUCACACACCACUGUGCUCCAGGACGUUUAAACGAACGCCUCGUCAUCCACUGCAUCCAGGUGCUGGCCGUGGUAGCGUCGGGUUGCCUGGCUGUUUUCUGGUCACACACCGUCACAAUAGCUAAAGAAGAAAGGUCACUGGUGUUCCUGCUCCUCACCUUUGUGUUGUCUUUUGUUUGCUGUACGUCCAACGUAACCUUCCUGCCUUUUAUGUUCAGUUACCCCCCUCAGUACAUUCGUACUUUCUUCAUUGGCCAAGGCCUCAGCGCCUUGUUUCCUUGUUUAGUGGCUUUAGGGCAAGGCGUUAGCAAGCUGGAGUGUAAAACUCUAAAUAGCACAGUGCAGCCAGAGUAUUUAAAAGAGAACUUUCCUGCACAGAACUUCUUUUGGUUCUUAUGCGUCAUGCUGUCAAUCUCAGCGCUGAGUUUCCAGGCUUUAAUGCAAAGGCAGACAGAGUCACAGGAAAAUGCACCGCCACAGGAGCCUGACACUUUAGCAGCAGAAAAGAAUGGAGAGGAAACACACCCGCUACACAACGGAGGGACACCGGUGUCUGAGGAUCAGGUGCAAGUGGAGGAACAGCCACAAACAUUUUGGACACAGCGGAACAUCUACCUGCUGUCUCUGCUCGCAGUCUCCAACGCCCUCACCAACGGGGUCCUGCCGUCUGUACAGAGUUUCUCCUGUUUGCCUUACGGCACCAUGACCUUUCACCUCUCUGUGGUCCUUGCCAACAUAGCGAACCCACUGGCCUGCUUUGUAGCUAUGUUUUUUGUCCUGAGGUCCUCCACUGGUCUGGGCUUCUUGUCUUUAGCAGGGGGAGUAUUUGCUGCAUACCUCCUGGCGUUAGCAGCACUCAGCCCCUGUCCUCCACUCCUGGGAAACCCUGCUGGUGGGGCUUUAGUGGUCAUCUCAGGGAUUAUUUUCACUGGCCUCUUCUCCUAUCUGAAAGUGGUGAUUGGGACUUUGCUUCACGAGGCGGGUCACGCUGCCCUGCUGUGGUGCGGCAUCUCUAUCCAGGCCGGCUCCCUUAUCGGAGCGCUCACCAUGUUCCCUCUGGUCAACGUAUAUCACGUGUUUAAACAGGCUCAAGCAUGUGUGGAUAACUGCAGCAAGCAGGAGUGAGAUAUGUCUCAAUUCAUUUUUUCUUUUUUUUAUCAUGGGAAAUUACUGUUUUAGCCCAGUUUUUGGGGCUCCUAAGUGAAGCACCACAUCUGUCUUGGCCUCAUCUUUCCGGUUGUGGAUCAUGCCACCAAUGAGGCAUCCUGUCCUGAUUCAGAAGCCUUUGACCUGUGAAAACAUUUCCAGAUAAUGGGAGCAUUGUAUUGCUGCACAUUGGACAAGGGGAUGUAAAAAGCGUAUGAUGCAGUAAUACCACAAGUGCUUUGUGGUGUGUUUUUUUUUUUAUUUUUAUAAUGACUCUCUGUUAGUUGUUUACUAUAGAAAAAUCAGCAGCUGAUGUUUUUUUUCCCCCAAACUAAUAAACCAUGUGAAAAGUUAAAAUACUCAGGGACACAAACAUUAACUUAUUAUUAUUAUUUGUUGCUCCUGAAUCUAUUUCAUGAGAAAUAUUCAGACUAUUAGUUGCAAACUACAGGUCCAUUCAUAGCAGCAGAACAGCGAGUGGGGUUUUGUUUUUUUAAUUUUGGUGACUAUUUUCAAAUGUUUGUCUACCUCUUCCCUUUGAUUUGCGUAUAAUUUGAAUUAUAUUUCAUCAAAGUCCGAUAUACAAUUCAGAUGUGCUGAAGUCAGCAUUAUGAAAAUUGUAUAAUGUGUUGCUAUACAUAAACUGUUCAUAGAUGCAGGGACAUUCCUUGAGAUCAUACGAAAAUUAUUUGUGUACUAAAAUGUACUAAAACAAGGCUUUCAAAAAGGCUUUUUUUUUUUUUUUUUUUUUGACCGUUUCCUAUCAUGUUUAUACCAAAUAAUAGUUUAUUUACCAGUCAUUUCGGUUUUGUAUUAAUUCUAAAUAUACAGUUAUGUAAUGUUACCUUAAGGGAACAAUAUCUGGCCUAGAAAGGAAUGAGUGAACAGUUAUAGUAAACAAGGGAUUGUGUCAUUUCAGUCUUUGGAAUAAUAUAUCUUUGAUACGCACUAAUACCCUGUAAGGAUUUUAUUAACCAUGCUGCUGCAGUCCAUCAGAUUUAAUAACUUCAUUAUACUCUACAGAAGUUAACAGAGGAAGAAUAUGUUAACAUUGCCUCAACUUUAUGUUUUUAAUCCUGCUUUUUAAUUUAUCAGUCUGUGCUGACUUUAAAUUAACUGAUUGUUUGAAUAGUUAAAUGAUUGAUGGUGCUUGUUGUAUUUUUUUUUAAAGUGUAUUAUGAAGGAUACGAAAUGACUAGUAAAUAAUAAAGUCUUGUUGAAAAGGUC